AUGGCAGACUCAAAUCUCCCUUCCCAAGUAGAAAUCCCUACCUUCAAACCCCUACCCUUCAUUGCCCACCUUCGUUAUCAUGGCAUCCUCCGAAAAAUAGGCAAAUGGAGAUCAGAAGUUUACAGUUGGCGUGAUUCUAAACUCAUAUAUCUCGGUAUCUAUUCUAAGCCAGAAAUGGCCGCCAUUGCUUAUGAUGUGGCUGCGCUCGCGUUCAACGGAGACAAAGCAGUGUUAAAUUUUCCUGAUGCAAUAUGGUCACAUCCGGUGCCAAAAUCGAAUUCAAUUGUUGAUAUUAAAGCUGCAGCAGCCUUAGCAGCAAAACAGUUUGGUUCGAGGCUUGAGGGUGUUGAUGCAUCUAAGGUGUGUUAG
Dendrobium catenatum is the source of this 369-nucleotide messenger RNA. RefSeq names its product ethylene-responsive transcription factor ERF027-like. NCBI's taxonomy places the organism in Eukaryota, Viridiplantae, Streptophyta, Magnoliopsida, Asparagales, Orchidaceae. The transcript has a single exon. The record is from RefSeq and is a predicted model, not a curated record. Gene Ontology annotation, biological process: regulation of DNA-templated transcription. Gene Ontology annotation, molecular function: DNA binding; DNA-binding transcription factor activity. Bases 1 to 369 code for a protein of 122 amino acids.